UGUUCUUUCCCUGAGACUUUGUUCUCGUUCACAGUCUAAAACCCAAGCGAAGUCUCGAAUCUCACAAUAAUCCCCAGAUCUCAUAUCCACCGUCCGAUCUAUGGACAUCAUCGACAUCAUCGAUCCAGUGAAGGCGGAGAAGGAAACCGCGAUUAAGCGCUACCGUCGGAUCCGAACCAUCCGACGGCUAUUCCGCUGCCUCGAGGCCUGCGCCGCGAUCCUGAUCAUCUCCUGGUCAUCGGCGCGCCUCCCCGCCGCCGCCAGGCUCUCCGGCGAUCUCCUCCGCUCCGCCGCCGCCAUCCUCCUCAGCCCUCGAUUCGUCUUCCUCCUCGGCAACGCCAUCGUCCUCGUCCUCUUCGCCAAAUCCGGUAAUCUCUCUACAUCCCCGACCUCCACCGCCUCAACGCCACUCGCCGGUGAUCUCUACGAUGACUUCCUCGAAACCCGCGGCUCCUACCCCAUCUCGCCGCCGGGGGAGGCAGACGUAGUAGUGUAUGAGGACAAGGCGGUGUGCGUGGAGACAAAGAUAGAGUACCGGAGAACGAUAUCGGAGAAGAUGGAGAAGAAGCAAAGUCCCGUUGAGCUCCGACGAUCGGAGACCGAUCUAGGGCGGAAGCCGACGGAGAUCGGGAAGAAUGCUCCGGCUCCGGCGGCGGUGGUGGUGGAAGACGACGAUGAGUUCCGGAAGACGAUCGAGGCCUUCAUCGAGCGGCAGUUGAAGUUCCAUCGCGAGGAAUCGAUGACGAUCGUCUCCGCGAUGCCACUGAACUCUGAUCUAAUUAAAUAUGAAUAAAAAAUUUUCUAAUAUUAUAUAAAUUAUUAUAUAA
Messenger RNA from Dioscorea cayenensis subsp. rotundata (Guinea yam), 827 nucleotides. RefSeq lists its product as uncharacterized. The transcript has a single exon. NCBI's taxonomy places the organism in Eukaryota, Viridiplantae, Streptophyta, Magnoliopsida, Dioscoreales, Dioscoreaceae. The record is from RefSeq and is a predicted model, not a curated record. The coding region runs from base 101 to 793 and encodes 230 amino acids.